Molecule: messenger RNA, 5220 nt
Organism: Durio zibethinus
Lineage: Eukaryota; Viridiplantae; Streptophyta; Magnoliopsida; Malvales; Malvaceae
Source: RefSeq, a predicted model, not a curated record
GAUAAGGAAACAGAGCCAAAGAACAAUAAACUUCCGCCCACGCCCCAAAAAUUCUCUGUACCAAUUUCUCAAAAAAACAAUGAGCUUCUUUUCACUAACAAGUGUUUGCAGUUCCUUGGCAGUUAAAUCCACAAGCUUGACAGUGCAGUUGGGUUUUCAGUCGAAUGAAAGUAAUGGCUUCCCAGGAGGCUUUGUUUCAUCUCUUAAAAAAACAAAAAUUAAGAAGUUUUCUAUAGCUUGCUCUUCUUCUACUACUGAUCCAUUGUUGGUUAAGGCUGCGAGAGGAGAUCCUGUAAGUCGGCCUCCUGCAUGGAUGAUGCGGCAGGCAGGAAGGUAUAUGGCUGCUUACAGAAAGCUUGCAGAGAAACACCCAUCCUUCAGAGAGAGGUCAGAGACAACUGAUCUCAUUGUGGAAAUUUCUUUGCAACCUUGGGACGCUUUCCGUCCUGAUGGAGUGAUAAUUUUCUCUGAUAUACUUACACCACUGCCUGCAUUUGGUGUCCCAUUUGACAUUGAGGAAGUUAAGGGUCCUGUUAUUCAGUCACCAAUUCGCUCUCAGGAUGGCUUGAGGGCAUUGCAUCCAAUUGACUUGGAGAAACUACAUUUUGUUGGGGAAUCCCUUAAGAUUUUGCGCCAGGAGGUUGGAGAUCAUGCUGCAGUGCUGGGUUUUGUUGGAGCACCUUGGACAAUUGCCACAUAUAUGGUAGAGGGAGGUACAACCCGCACUUAUACAACCAUAAAGAGUAUGUGCCACACGGCACCAAAUUUAUUGAGGGCUCUUCUUUCUCAUUUGACAAAGGCAAUAUCUGAGUACAUUAUUUACCAAGUCGAAUCUGGUGCACAUUGCAUACAAAUAUUUGAUUCAUGGGGUGGACAACUACCACCUGAUGUGUGGGAGCAAUGGUCUAUGCCUUAUAUAACAGAGAUUGUGAGUGUAGUACGGACUAAAUACCCUAAAACACCUCUUGUUCUCUACAUUAACGGAAAUGGUGGGCUCCUUGAGCGCAUGAAAGGAACUGGUGUUGAUGUGAUUGGACUUGACUGGACAGUGGAUAUGGCUGAUGGAAGGCAGCGUUUGGGUAACGAUAUCAGUGUGCAGGGAAAUGUGGACCCUGCUUACUUGUUUUCUCCGCUUCCAGCAGUGACAGAGGAAAUUCAAAGGGUUGUUAAGUGUGCAGGAACACGGGGGCACAUUCUUAAUUUGGGUCAUGGCGUUCUAGUCGGGACACCUGAAGAAGCUGUUGCACAUUUCUUUGAAGUCACAAAAAGCUUGAAGUAUGAAAGUUCAUCUGAAAAUCAAGCCAUGGAGGAAUCAAAAUUGAGGUUCUAAAAUUCAAGGCACUAUUCCUGAGGUUUUUUUUUUUUUUAUCAAUGACAAAUACAGAAGCAAUUUGUAAGCCAACAGGAUGCUAUGUCUUGCUUUUAGGUUUUUCUCUUUCUUUCAUAUUGUCAACUUGUUGUUUUGCAGCUAACAUAAUCCUGCCAGGUGAAGUUGUCCACUCUAUAUGCAAUUUUAUUGAUUCUUAUGAACCUUGAGAUCAUUGGUUCGCUAUUAUUCCUUCCUCAUCCAUCCUCCAACCCCUCCAAAGCUAAUGAAUAAAUCCAAGUAUCCAACAAAAGGGAAGACCUAAAUCCAUUUCCCUUUCUUUUUGUUUUUGUUUUUUUGUUUUUUGUUUAUUUCUGUGUUUUUCUUUAGUAUGUUAGUUGUCCACAAGAAUGUAUUACCAGUUUGAAGUUUCUCAUGUAUUUGUAGGGUAGUUACCACUGUUUAAUGUUAUUGGCUGGGAGCGUUAAUUACUAUUUUAAUAGCAGGCUAGCAGCUGACCACAGAUAAAGAAAAUUAUCAGUUUACUUCUCGUAAGUAAUCUUUUUUGUAGAUUUUGAUCGCAAGUUGCAGACCUCCAGAGAAUUUAUGAAGCUGAGGCCCUUCCUGCAAAGGGGAAAACUGCAGGCAGUAAUGGUUUUGUCUUCUGUACUUUGAAUUUUCUUUCUGGGAGUGUGAAUGCUCUCUUGCUGCAAGUUUGUUCGUAAGUUUUUAAUAAGCAACUAGUGUGGAACAAUGAAAUUAACUUGAAGUAUAGGUCAUUAGGAAUUUGAUAAGUCUGACUGCCUUUGCUUGAUUGAUUUAUAGCAACCAGCAGAAUGAGAAAGAAGGAAAGCUACCAUGUUUAUUUGGGGCAUGGAAUUUAUGGCAAGAUUGCUUGAGAAAAAACAGGAUCUUUUAUGUAUAACAAGGCUUGAGGCUGCUUAAAAAAUCUCCUUUCAGCGGCACAAAUGAGGUGGGGAAAUAUCUGCUAGCAUGCUUAUUGUUGAGAAUUUGACAAAGGACUGCUUCCGUGUAUCAUGAUGUCAUGGUUAACUUGAGUUAUUGCUGAUUGCUGAGGUUCUGCACACAUUGAAUGGUACUAUGUGCAUUUUAUAAGCUCAUUUUGCAUUCAGGAGCCAAUAUCUUGAACUCGGUGUGACUAAAAUGCAACAAACAUUAUGAGAAUAAGGAUUCUGGCAGGUAAGCUACUUAUCACAGCAUGGUUACAUGAGAUUUAAUAAAAGCUUCUUGGCCAUUUAUUCAUUCCUUCAAGUGUCUGCCUUCCUUAAUGCAAUGGGCAAUUCCUUCCUGAUGUUAAGAGAUGAAAUAGAACAUGCAAAGUUCUAGGAAUAUGGCAUAGUUCAACCCGUACGAGAACUGCCUGAAUGUUAAUUGUUCUGAAAUGAAGAAAAUCCCAUUCUUGAAUUGUGAUACAAUUGGAUGUAACUUACAGUCCAGUUUUACAGUUCAUGAUUCUGCAAACUUUAUUAUUAUUGUUAUUAUUAUUGAUAUCUUUCCACGUAAUAAUUGCUUAAUUUGAAGAAUAAAUAUCUGACUUUUGGCUGGGAUAGUAUAAUUGUGGGCGAUGAACCUAAAAGACAAUGGCUUUUCUGCCUUGUUUCCUGGUUCCUCUAGAAGCCUGUUCAAGACUUUUAAUCCUGAAAGGAUCUCCUCUUUUGACAUCAACCCUGCUUUAUUGAACCAAUAUGUAAGUAUUCUUCAAUGUCAACAACCCAUCACUGCAGCAGAAGAUUACGCCUCCGGCACAUUUGUCUCUAUCUGUCCUGCAAAAUUGUUGGUUCCUCCCACGUUAAGUAAAUAUUGUGAAUGGUCCUCUUGAAUCUUAAAAAUCCCAUCGUUUUCUUCAGGUGAUUCGAGCUUAAAGAAGUAAUUUUUGGUUGGAUUUGCAUUAAUUAUGGAAUAAUCUGCAGUUUAUGUUAAUAAUGCUGAAAAAAGAAAAAAGCUUCAGGUCUUUGAACAUGACGAUACGGAUUAGGAAAUCUGGAUGUUGAGGUUUUAUUCUUGUACCCUGAGAGGGGGCCAUAUAAUGCAAGCAUUUGAUUCAAACAUUUGGUUCAAUACUAAAUGCCUAUAUGUUUGAACAGGUUUGAAUUCCCUUUCCUCGGUCAAGCUUGAAGGCACGUGGGAAACAAUUUAUGUUGGCUUGGCAUAGCCAUAAAAAUCUUUACCCACCGGAAAACAACGGUCACUAGAACUAUUUAGUUCAUUUACCCCCAAAAAAUUAUCUAUUCGAUCCCUUUCUAUCAGAUAACUUCACCGCCAUAACCCAGGAUGUAUGUCAAAUAUAUACUGGUACAAUGAAAGAAAACCAUCGUGCUAAUAUAAACUAAUGGAUUUUGAUUUGUCACACUCAUAAAGUAGAUCCCAUAAUUAUAUAAAAACAGAAACGUUGUAAUGCUCCCUACCCUAAUAGUUCAGUGCCUGUAUACUUGUUUCAUAUUCAAGGAGGCAAGCUAUCUUAAUCUCUUGUCAAUCAACAGUUCUACUGCAAAAGCUCUGAAUAUAUAGUUUGAUUUGAACAAUCUGCAACUUGAAGAAACCCUUCACAAAACUAGCCAUAAAACUAGGACAAAAGGUGGGACCUUGGUGUAAAAGAGGAGGGGAGGGAAUUGCUUUUAUGUGUUUGUUUUAGAUUUCUUGGUAUGUAUGAAACGGUAUUAGGGUUUGUAACUUACUUGGGGAAGAAGACAAUUAUAAGAUUGAAAUAUAUCUUUUCAUCUUUAGACAUUUAAACAUUAUUAAAAAUAUAUUUUACAUACGCGUCAUUUUAAGCGCGUUUUGCGCUAAAAAGUAUACUAUUAAAACACGCUUUAGACAAAAAAGACUCUUAGUGGUUGGACAAAAUCUCCUGUAAAUCUUUUGAUGAUAUUAUUAUUAUUAAAGAGAAUCUUAUGAACACGCGAUAUUUUAAACGUGAUUUUUAAAUUAAAAAAAUAAAAAAAUGUUUCUUAUUGAUCAAGUCAUAUCUUUCUUGUCUCUGUUAUAUCAUAUUAAGAGAAUCUGAAGUUGAUAAACAAAUAAUACAAUAUUCUCAAUGAUAAUAAUUAAGAGAACUAUUAUGUGGUCGAAAUUUUCAAGUUUGAGUUCGACUACUCACCAACGAUCCCACUGAAAUUAGAUUGAAAUUUGAGAAUACUCAUUUCUUAUCUCUAAAAAUAUACUUUGUUCAUACUAAAAUUGACUAAGAUCUGAAGAUAAAAAAGCAUUUAUGAGGUAGAUACAUAUUUGAAGGAAAUAAUUACACAAGAAUUUUAUUAAUCCUAUUUGUUCAUUAAUGCAGAUUUUCAUGCUUCCUAGCAGAUCAUCAACCUGUAUGAAGUUCUCCCAUAAAUAACUGUAUGCACAACAAAACUACCCUUAUGAUUAGUUGAAACACUUUUAAUAUGAUUUCCUCUUUCUCCUAUAGUUAGAAAGGAGAUAAUUGCAUCUUCCUACUAGCCUACAAUGAAUCUUCCUGUACACAUAUUGUCAUUUAAUUGCAAGCUUAAAUGCUGCAAAAUUAUGCAAUAUGCAUACAAGAUAGAUACAAAUAUUAAUUAAUAGAAAGUUGAGAUGAACAGGAAAUUGAUUGGGAAUCGAAUAUGUACUUCUUAAUUAUCUCCCAUCAACAAAAAAUAUGGUCUAAUUGCCAAGAAAUUCUGCACUCUCUCUUAGUUAAUUAUAGUGCUUAACAAAGAAAAUGAAAAGAUAGAAGAGUUAGAUUUGUUGAAGUUUUGAUAUUUUAUGCUGUAAUUUUGAUGCUGGAAAGAUUAAAGAAUCGAAUUUUCUACAUCUGAUAUUUCUUAGUCCUCUUGUACCAUUGAUUUGAUCUUUGCUUUAGUGCUAUGGCAGCAUUUUCUUUCAAGUUCUUUCACCAUAAUGGAACCUUUGGUUAUUGAAAGUAACAUGAAGCC